Messenger RNA from Geosmithia morbida, 792 nucleotides. RefSeq names its product HpcH/HpaI aldolase/citrate lyase family. Bases 1 to 792 code for a protein of 263 amino acids. Gene Ontology annotation, molecular function: aldehyde-lyase activity. The record is from RefSeq and is a predicted model, not a curated record. The transcript is spliced from 5 exons. Gene Ontology annotation, cellular component: cytoplasm. NCBI's taxonomy places the organism in Eukaryota, Fungi, Ascomycota, Sordariomycetes, Hypocreales, Bionectriaceae.
AUGCCGUUGGUGGCGAAGCGUGCAGGGUACUCUGCCAUCUUGAUGAACUUGGAACACAUGGCGAUGAGCAUGGAGACGAUGAAGGACAUUGCAGUCUCCUGUUUGAACGUGGGAAUCACGCCCACAGUUGUCGUCCCAACGUGUGCUCCCGAAUGGAUCUCAAGGUGCCUUGACUCUGGAGCGCAGACAAUCAUUGUGCCUCAUGUCAACAAUGUCGAGCAGGCCAGGAUGUGUGUCGAUGCUUCCAAGUUCCCGCCUCUGGUAAGGCAGACACUUUGUGCCCAUCGACUUCAGAGGCCGGACGCUAUGACUGACUCGUCUCAGGGCCAUAGAUCUGUCACCAUGGUGUCUGCCAUGACGCAGUAUACGACAGAGCUCUCGUAUGCGACCAUCUCCGAGGUUGUCAAUAACGAAGUUAUGAUCAUGCCAAUGAUCGAAUCCCAGGAGGGUGUCGACAAUGUUGAGGAAAUAGCAGCAGUGCCGGGAAUAGAUGCCUUGUUUAUCGGAUGCGCGGACUUGUGCAUGGAGCUUGGAAUUCCGGGACAAUACGACACAGAGCUAUUCCAUUCGACAGUUGCAAAAGUGGCUGCCGCUGCUGAAAAGGCCAGUGCAGGCGAUCGGAAGGUGUUUGUUGGACUGGGCGGACUGGAACCUCGCCCUGAUCUCUUGUCAACAUUCGCAAAGAGGCAUGCUCCCAUCAGGUUUGCCAUGGCAGGUCGCGAUCUUGCGCUGCUGAUGACGUCCAUGACCCAGCAAGCUGCCAAGAUAAACAGUAUAUCCACGGAGCUCUAG